Molecule: messenger RNA, 1570 nt
Organism: Vicia villosa (hairy vetch)
Lineage: Eukaryota; Viridiplantae; Streptophyta; Magnoliopsida; Fabales; Fabaceae
Exons: 1
Coding region: 153-1253 (366 amino acids)
Cellular component (GO): endoplasmic reticulum
Source: RefSeq, a predicted model, not a curated record
UUUUUCCCUGAUUUAUUUUAUUAUUUAUGCAUGUACCCUCUUACUCGUUUUCACCCUUCACUUUAACCAUUCUCAUACAAACACAAUUCCAAAAACUUCUCAGUAAUUAAGCUUAAUCUUCUUCUAAUUCAGAUUAUCACCACAAAAACAACAUGUUAAUCACAUUAUCACACAAAACCAUCACUUUCAUAACAUUCAUCUUCUUAUUGGGCCCAAGCCCAAUCCUCUCUCGAGACGCACACGUCAUCAACUUCCGAUCACCCAAUCUCUACCCCGAAUCCCUCGCGUGGGACCCACGCGCUCAACAUUUCCUCCUCGGUUCCCUCCGCCAACGCAUCAUCACCGCCGUCUCCGACGCCGGCAUCGUCGAGACCUUCAUCUCCGACUCCACUCUCCCCUCCGACACAUCCUUCCUCGGCCUCGCCGUUGAUUCCCCUCGCAACCGUCUUCUCGCCGUCGUACACUCCCACCCUCCCCUCCCUCCGUUCAACGCCCUCGCCGCCUACGAUCUACUCUCCCGCCGCCGUAUCUUCCUCACUCCCCUCCUUUGCUCCGACGACAACCACGAAUCCGAAUCCUCCCCAUGCGCCGCCAACGACGUCGCCGUCGAUCACCUCGGUAACGCAUUUGUAACAAACUCCGCCGGAAACUUCAUCUGGAAAAUAACCGUCAACGGAGAAUCCUCAAUCUUCUCAAAAUCUCCACUAUUCCUCACCUCGCCAACAACCAAUCAAUCCACGUUAGGUCUCAACGGAAUCACCUACGUCUCCAAAGGCUACCUUCUGGUAAUCCAAUCAAGCACCGGGAAGCUUUUCAAGGUAGACGAAAUCGACGGUACAGCAAGGAUUGUUCUAUUAACCGAGGAUCUAAUCGGCGCGGACGAUAUCGUCGUUCGCGACGCGAACGUCGCUAUCGCGGUAUCGCCGAUGAAUAAAUUAUGGUUCAUUAAGAGUAUGGAUAAUUGGGGAGAGGGAUCGGUGUAUGAGAGACUGGAGGUUGAUGUUCGACGGUUUCCGACGUCGGUGACAGUUGGAGAAAAGGGGAGAUUGUAUGUGUUGUAUGGACAUUUGAAUGAAGGGAUGUUGGGAGAUGGUGGAAGAGAGGGUUUUGGUAUUGCUGAGAUUAGGUCAAGAGAAGGACAAGAUGAUCAUGUUUGGAUUUUUGGUUUGAUUGGUGUUGGAUUGGCUUAUUUCUUCUUUUGGAGGUUUCAGAUGAGAAAUCUUGCCAGGAAAAUGGAUCGAAAGAUCGAAUGAGUUUUUGUUUGGAUAUCACCGAAAUCACGGUGCAAAAUCAAGAAAUUUCUCAGAGUUCUUCACCUGCAACAACCAUCGCCAAUUAUCGCAUUGUAGGUUUAGAACUCUUAGAGAUUUAGUGAUCUUUUAAAUUUGGUUUUGUCAAUUUUGACCUAUUCCAAGUAUAGAAUCAAUCUUUGUUUGACCAAAGAUAAGAUUGAAUAUGUUUCUGAUUUUGAUUAUGGGAAUGUUGUUUAGGAUUUAGAGGUUUUGGUUAAUGUGAUUUCUUGACUGUCAAGUAUGUUGUUGCCAAUUUUGGUUACAGCAAUGUUUUGUUU